Colletotrichum gloeosporioides is the source of this 900-nucleotide messenger RNA. RefSeq lists its product as uncharacterized. The transcript has a single exon. The record is from RefSeq and is a predicted model, not a curated record. The coding region runs from base 1 to 900 and encodes 299 amino acids. NCBI's taxonomy places the organism in Eukaryota, Fungi, Ascomycota, Sordariomycetes, Glomerellales, Glomerellaceae.
AUGGGAUCCAUCAUCGAGGAGGCUGUCACCAUCCCCUUCGAUGAGCAGAGUCAGCUGGUUCAGCUACAGAGCUCUAUACCGGGCUACCCUGCAAUCCCAAUGGACAACGACCCGGAAGUAAAAAACUUUCUCCUUCGAGAAUUAUCCACGGAAAGGCUGAGACGGCUAUACUGGAUGCUAUUCCUGGUAUCAAACCGGCACAACAUCAACCCGCUACACCAGCAAAUCUUCAACAGCCGGCGCAUCUGCAUCACCGAGCGUCCAGAUUUGCAUCUGGUCUGGUACUACGACCGAAUAUUCAUCAAGCCAGUCCCGAAGUUUCUCUUCAGUUACGGUGUUUGGACGGCGGCUAUCGAUGAGGCUCUGGAUAAAGAUGGUCAUCGGCUGAUCCUUGACGCGCUCGGCUUCCUUCGGACAUACUCCUCACUCAUUGUUCACGAAUCAGACUUCGAGAUUGCAAGAACGGAGAAGCUUCUACCUGACUUUGUCGACUGGGACAUAUGGUGUCUCUUCAUUCGAGGGUUUACCACCCUGCGGGAUAGGGAUGUCUCUUCACGGUAUCAUUAUGGGGAGAUCCGGCUCACGCGACUCAACCUGUGGCAUAGAGUAAUUCGGCUGAAGUCCUAUCAGAAGGUUCAUCACAACUACGCCACUUUUUUCGCGCGUUUUGGGGCACCCUACCUAUUUGUCUUCGGCGCCGCUACGGUUGUGCUGACUGCAUUGCAGACGGGACAUGACGCCUUCCCCGACCACCGUACAUACAUCAACAUUAUUUCCAAAUUUGUUCCAUUUACCUUGGCGCUGACUGCAGCCGGCAUCUGCUUUCUGCCUGCUCUGUUCUUGCUGUUCUGGGCCAAUGAACUGGCCCGCUUUAUCCUUUGCCAUCGUCACUUGUCAUAA